GAGAGCAGCGGUCUUUCGAGCAAGCAUACUCGCAACCGCCGCAAGCUGGAUGAACGAUUUUUUUCAUUUUCUUUGACAGUGGAUGCAAACGUGCGAUUUGACACUUUCUUCUAUUUGGCUUCAAUACUGUAUUCUUGGAAGGAUACUGCAACAAACCGUGUGACAUAGAGGAGAGAGUGUUAACAGUUUAGUGGAGACAGGAGCUCUGGACGUUCAUGAGGUGGAUUGCGCCGCAUUUGGUGGGCUGCUCCUAGCUUGGAAAAUCCCACCAUAUCCCUGACAUUCAUUCCAAGCUGAAUCUGAACGGGCAACUGACACUAAGAUGAAUGCAUUAUAAAAGAAAAGCAUGGAAUAAAGGCUGACAUCGAAGGAGUCCUGACGAAAAAAUAUUUAUUUUUCUGGUGUAAAAGUAGCCUAGCAUAGCCUAGCCCUACUACUGCUUGUUUUAAAUAACCUACACAAUUUAAGUAUCCUGAGAGGGGCAUUGCCUACUCUAACAUCACAUCACAAGAUGUCUGUUCCGAAUGUGCUGGCCAAGGCCCUGUACGACAACGUGGCGGAGUCCCCAGACGAGCUGUCCUUCCGGAAGGGCGACAUCCUGACGGUCCUGGAGCGGGACACCCAGGGUCUGGACGGAUGGUGGCUCUGCUCUCUGCAUGGACGCCAGGGCAUCGUCCCCGGCAACCGCCUCAAAAUCCUGGUGGGCAUGUACGACAAGGCGGGGCAGCAGUCCCCCCUCCCCCAGACCUCCCAGGCCAGCCCCGCCCUGACCCAGAGCCCCAACCAGCUGGGCUUCCCGUUCACCAAGCCCUCCCCCUCCUCCCAGUACACAGCCAUGCACCCUGCCUUCUCCAACCCAGGCCCGGUACCCGCCCUACCUGACAGCAUCUACAUGAUGCCCCCCAACCACGGCAAGCACUCCUCUUCCAGUCUGUACCAGAUCCCCACGGGUCCCCAAGCUCCACCCAAGGCCCCCAUGCUCACCCAGAAGAAGUACCACACUCCUGUUGAUGUCCAGGACAUCUACCAGGUGCCCCCCUCCGCAGGAGGGCCUGGUUCUGGGCAAGACAUCUACCAGGUUCCCCCCUCGCUGAGCCAGAAUCAGGACAUCUACCAGGUUCCCCCCUCCGUAGAGAAGAGGGGCUGGGACUCCAAACCUCUAGGAAAGGUGGUGGUGCCAACACGUGUCGGACAGGUGUAUGUGUAUGACACAGGGAAGUCAGAGCAGGAUGAGUAUGAUGUCCCCCCCAGGCACAUGCCUCCCUCACAACAGUCCCAAGACAUCUACGACGUCCCGCCGACCCGAACCCAGUACAACCAGCAGGUGUACGACACCCCCCCCAUGGUGGUAAAAGGCCCCCCUAGUGGCCAAGACAUCUAUGACACCCCCCCCAGUGUGGACAAGAGCCAGCUGCUCUCCCACCAAAUGGUGUACGACUUCCCCCCCUCCGUCAGUAAGGAUGUUCCAGAUGGUUCUACCAGGGAGGAGACCUAUGACGUGCCCCCCCACUUCGCCAAGAUGAAGGGUCUGGAGAGCCAGAAGCAGACCUAUCAGAUCCACUGCGGUCCUGAGCCCCCCAUCCCUGAAGACGUUUACGACGUCCCUCCCCCUCCCCUGACUGGGAAGCACCGCCGAGACCCCCACCACACCCCUCCGGGUCAAGAGAUCUACGACAUCCCUGCCAGUCUGAGGAAGGGUGGAGCCCAUGACCCCCAAGAUGUGUACGAUUUCCCCCGUGAGCGGCCGGCGGGGGAGGACUCCAUCUACGACGUCCCGCCUCAGGUGGUGCGAGACGCGGGAACCACCGAGGAGCUCACGGUCAGCUUCAAGCGGCUGUCCGCCUCCAGCACGGGGAGCACUCGCAGUAACCAGUCCACGUCCUCCCUGGACAUGGUGCCGGUCCGGGAGUCGGCCGUGCCCGGCCAGUGGAAGCUGUUGGUCCUGGACCUGGAUCAGGCCAUGGAGCGUCUCUCCCGCCUGCAGCAGGGCGUGGAAGGCUCCGUCUCUCUCCUCAUGUCCUUCAUCAGUGGAAACUGGCGCGGCCCCUCCCAGAUGGAGGCCAACCUCCCGGCCAUAAAGCAGGCCGUGGACAGGAUGAGGGCGGCCGUCAGGGACCUGCUGGAGUUUGCCCGGGGAGCCGUGGCCAACGCUGCCCAGGCCACCGACCGCACCCUGCAAGCCAAGCUUGGCAAGCAGCUGCAGAAGAUGGAGGAGGCCUUCCAGGGCCUGGUCAAGUACAGCCAGGCUCUGGACGCUGUGGCCUGGGCCCCCUCUGCCCUGACGGCGCCCUCCGGGGGCAGUGGCGGGGAUGACCUGGACCGGCUGAUCAUGUGUGCCCGGGGUGUGCCCGACGACACCAAACAGCUGGCCUCCUUUCUCCAUGGCAACGCCUCGCUGCUCUUCAAAAGGACAAACAAACAGCAGCAGCUGCCCCUCCCCCCCGUCCCCCAGGGGGCGGACCUCAUGACGACCAACAACAACACCUCAGCCUAUCAGACCGGGGACGGCAGGGCCAACAUCCAAUCCCGCCCCCUGCCCUCCCCGCCCAAGUUCUCGGCCGAGGAGGAGACCCCCGACAGGCCGUAUGAGAGCACGGAGGAGGGCUGGAUGGAGGACUACGACUACGUACAUUUACAGGGUAAGGAGGAGUUUGAGAAAAAUCAGAGGCAGUUAUUAGAGAAGGGGACCAGACACACCAAAACCACCCUGGAACAGCAGCAGCAGCUGAAACAGUUUGAGCGGCUGGAGCAGGAAGUCAGCCAGCCAAUCAACAACGACAUCUCAGGCUGGACCCCGCCCUCCCACUACCCAGCAGCCCAGAGGAGUAAGCUGAGCACGGGCGACCGGCAGCUGCUGCUCUUCUACUCGGAGCAGUGCGAGGCCAACGUCACCACACUCACCAACGCCAUCGACGCCUUCUUCUCCUCCAUCAACAACAACCAGCCACCCAAGAUCUUCGUAGCCCACAGCAAGUUCGUCAUCCUCAGCGCACACAAGCUGGUGUUCAUCGGGGACACGCUGUCUCGGCAGGCCAAGUCCCCGGAGGUGCGGGCCCGCGUGGCCCAGCACAGUAACGCGCUGUGUGACAAACUGAAGGACAUCGUGGUGAGCACCAAGACCGCGGCGCUGCAGUACCCCUCCCCCGGUGCGGCGCGCGACAUGACGGAGAGGGUGCGGGAGCUGGCCGGCUGCACACAGCAGUUCCGCGUGGCUCUGAGCCAGCUGCUGGCCAUGUGAGCCUCGGGAAACACUGACACAGACACACGGACCUUCAUCCCCCCCUUGUGCUUUUUAUUUUAAAAAAGGACAACUAUCUGACUGGGCUGGGCCAUUGGUUGUAAAUGAAUCACUGUAAAUAUUUAAGUUACUAUUAGCCAGAAAAAAAAAAACGUUAAAGAAGGCGAGCUUCCACUAUAUAUGUUUUUAAGGUCUUAUGGUUAAAACGUCAACAUGUAGUUUUUAGACAAUAUGCAUUAUUAUUAUUAUUGCUAUACUGUAAUUAUUGCUUUGAUUAUUAUAAUAGUUAUCAUUAUUGUUAUAAUGCGUUGAUUAAGGAUGUUUAAAUUUCAAACAAAAUGUAUGUAAUACUUAAUGCUGUUUUUCAUCCAAGAUUAUCAAUGAUGAUGGAUUUUGUAAAAGUUAUGUAUUUAGGUGAGGUGGAGGAAAAUGAGAUGCUUUCAUUGGAGCUGUCAAAAGAGGCUGGGGUUUGUGUUGAGUGCAUGGCAUUCUGGGUAGUGGUUGGGAGGGAGAGGUUUCUGAUAGACAUUUAAUUACUUUCUCAGAUACAUUGCUGUCACGGGACACAUUUAAUUUGAGAAACUCUACAUGCUAUUUAAAACACGCCAAUUAGAAGAUUGUAUUUGCAUACAAAUGAUGGGAGGAAUGAAAAGAACAAACCUGAUAUAGAGAAACAAAAUUAUGAAUUGACAAUUCUUUUGUCAGCAUUUUUGACCUUCCGUGUUCUUCAAAAGCAGAAAGCUUUAUCCAUCUGUCCACUGUCCCUAGAGUGCUUAUUGCAUCCCACUCUCUUCCACUCUGCAAGUCCUGCAUGCUCUCUGUGGUCUGAAGGGUGGGUUCACACUCCUGUGGCUCUGCUGUUUUAGAAGUCUCCUGUGUCCCUCUCUGACCUCCUCUCCCAAGCACUUCCAGGACAGCACCACUGCACCCUGCAGGCCAGGGGAACCCGUCAUGGCUAGGUGUAAGUGGGGGUACUGGGUAUGAGAAGGGCAUUUGUUUUAAUUAACAUACACUCAACACCAUGGGAAAUUGAUUUGAUCUUUUGUUAGUGAGUGGUUGUUUAAAAGCUCAAUCUGCAUUUUUCCAAACGGGCUCAAACUGUUUUAAUGGUAAUACCUGUUAGCCUAAUUGGAGCCGUUCUUCAGAUGAAGUUGCAGCGGCUGUAUUCUAUCCCCACUUUCAAUAGCUGUACCCAAAGGAAUAUGAAUUUACUUGGAAAGUGGGUGUACUUGGCUAGUUCUUAAGUCCUGGAGGAAACUCCACGCAUAGCAGAGGAGUCUUCCAUUGAUCUGUUUUCUAAAAGCCAACUCGUAGUUGUAGUUCAAUGCAACAUGUUGUUGUGGAUGUAGUUGAAACCCCUAUCAAGUAAAAAUCAUACAUUGAAAACAAA
Molecule: messenger RNA, 4628 nt
Organism: Esox lucius (northern pike)
Lineage: Eukaryota; Metazoa; Chordata; Actinopteri; Esociformes; Esocidae
Gene: bcar1
Product: BCAR1 scaffold protein, Cas family member
Exons: 7
Coding region: 512-3238 (908 amino acids)
Biological process (GO): cell surface receptor protein tyrosine kinase signaling pathway; cell migration
Cellular component (GO): plasma membrane; focal adhesion; cytoplasm
Molecular function (GO): protein binding
Source: RefSeq, a predicted model, not a curated record